AUGUCCUCCUCAUCUGAUACCAGCCGAGAGGGUGAGUCCUCAAAAUGGUUGGAUGCCCAUUAUGAUCCUGUUGCUGGUCUGAGUUCAUUAUCAUCCUGCAUUGCUCUUGCUGAUUUACAUGGGGAUGGCGAGUAUAAGAUGGUGGUGGGUGACCUGGGCAGCGGGCCCUAUAACAUGAAGCUGAAAGUGUAUAAAGGCACAAGUUUGUUGUCAGAAAAUGCCUUGCUUGACAUGCCAACUGGCGUUGUGGCUUUCCUGAUGGAUCAGAAUGAGCCACGAACACCAGCUGUGGCCGUGGCUUCUGGACCUUUCAUAUAUGUAUACAAGAAUUUGAGACCCUACUUUAAGUUUACCCUGCCAGCACUGGAAGUCAAUGCCCUGGAGAAGGAAGUCUGGGAUCAAGCUAAAGAGGACAGAAUAGAUCCAUUGACUUUAAAAGAGAUGCUUGAGGGAAUCAGGGAUAAAGCAGAGAUUCCUCUUUCAGUGAGAUCACUCCGGUUCCUGAUGCUUGAUCCUCAAGAAAUGGAGGCCUUUGUAAAUACAUAUAAACAGUUACCUCUGAAACGACAGACUGUGAUCACAUGUAUGGCAACUCUGAAGAAGAACAUGGCAGAUGAGGAUGCUGUGUGCUGUCUUGUUAUCGGUACAGAAAGUGAAGAAAUAUUUAUACUGGAUCCAGAGGCGUUUACUAUUCUUACUCGAGUCAGUCUUCCCAGUGUACCCACUCUUCUGGAUGUGAAUGGACAGUAUGACAUUGAAUACCGUGUCACAGUAGCUUGCCGUAAUGGCAAUGUCUACAUUCUACGUAGAGACUCCAAGCGUCCCAAAUACAGCAUUGAACUGAGUGCACAGGUGGUAGGAUUGCUCCGUGUCCAGAAAAAUAUAAUUAUUGGAACAUCUCAGGAGACUUUGCAUGGAUACUCACAAAAAGGAAAGAGGCUGUGGACAGUUACCCUCCCUGCAUCCAUUAUGACAAUGUCUUUGCUGGAGCAGAAGUCGCGCAGUAUUCAGGCUGUGUUGGUGGGGCUGAAGAAUCUGGAAGUUCACCUGUAUAGAGAUAAGAAUCUGCUGAGUGUUAUUUCUACCCCAGACAUAGUGACCAGCCUGUGCUUUGGAAGAUACGGAAGAGAAGAUGACACUUUAAUCAUGACUACAAAAGGAGGAGGACUCAUUAUUAAGAUCUUGAAAAGGACUGCUCAGUUUGAGGAAAAGGAUACAUCUUCUGGUCCCCCUAUUGGACAGAGCAUCAAACUUAAUGUCCCCAAGAAAACCAAACUUUAUGUAGACCAGACCCUGCGGGAGAGAGAGAAUGCUGUGGCUAUGCACCGUGUAUUUCAAAUGGAUUUGUACCGCCUACGUCUUAAUGCUGCCCGAGCGUAUGUUAAGGCUCUGGAUGCUAGCCUUACACCAGUAUCUUCAACCAUGCAAGAACCUCUUACACUUAAUGCUAUUGUACAGGGUAUUGGUCCUCGUUUCAAACUGAUUCUUAACUUACAGAACACAUCACAGAACCGGCCAUCCAUGCAGCUUUUAAUUAGUUUCCUGUAUGAUGAACGACUAUACCAGUUAAAGCCAGCAUUUUUCAAGAUUCCACUUCUGGUUCCUGGUUUAAACUAUCCAAUUGAGACAUUCAUUGAGUGCUGCUCUGAUAAAGGCAUUUCUGAUAUCAUUAAGGUAAUUUUCGGUAUCUGUUAA
Molecule: messenger RNA, 1695 nt
Organism: Staurois parvus
Lineage: Eukaryota; Metazoa; Chordata; Amphibia; Anura; Ranidae
Source: the annotation of a GenBank genome assembly